This is a messenger RNA of Lepisosteus oculatus (spotted gar), 2097 nucleotides long. Its product is annotated as E3 ubiquitin-protein ligase TRIM39-like. NCBI's taxonomy places the organism in Eukaryota, Metazoa, Chordata, Actinopteri, Semionotiformes, Lepisosteidae. Gene Ontology annotation, cellular component: cytoplasm. Gene Ontology annotation, biological process: protein ubiquitination. Gene Ontology annotation, molecular function: protein binding; ubiquitin protein ligase activity. The record is from RefSeq and is a predicted model, not a curated record.
UCUAACAGAGAGAUGCCAGUCAAGUAUCACCUGUUACCUGGUAGACAGCCUGUGAGCAGUUUGGUUCUGGAGCGACACAACCUGAAGAUGCCAAGGCUGAAAAUCAUCAGAAGCAAUGCUCAAAGAGGCUCUGCAGAGAGUCGUAGUUGUGGCAGCAGUGGUGAUAAACGUGCCAAAGAAGACACCAAAGCACGCAAUUGUAUGUCAUAUGAGUUUGAUAAGCCAAACCUGGCUGAGGUCACGGUGCACAAGGUGAUGGAUGUCUUCAGGGGCACAAAGGCAGUGGUGGAAAAAUUAAAGGGAUGCUGUAAGUACACCAAGAAAGACAUCCAGAGCCUGGAGGAGAGUAAACGCGUCAUCCAAGAAUUGGCUGCUGAGCUGUACAGGGUCUCCCAGAACAGCGAGGUUUUGUCAAGAGCCUGCAAGAACGAUGACACCGGCAACCCAAAGGAAUGCAAAAAGUUUAUCCUGGAGUGGGCUGAGGAACUGAAACCCACAUUACAGCAGAAAAUUGUAGGUGUGCCUCCAAGCGAAAGGUCAUCAGAGGUCCGUGGUGCUGAGGAACAGAGCCAGUCAGAGCCCACUGAGCCCCAGAGUCCAGCCCAGGAGCUGAAGAUGAAGGACAGCCAGCACAUCCUGUCUGAGUGGGCCAAGAGCUUGAGGUCACUUCCUGAGGGCUCUGUGUCCGCAGGACAGGAUGUGACCCAGGUACUGGAAGAGCUGGGCAGCCAGUGGAAGAGAGGUCUUCUGCCCAACAUCCUCCCCAUCCUGGAGUUCAUCAUGUGGAGUGUGAUCAGAGACAGACCUGAGGAAGGCACCAUUCCCCACCUGUGGCUGUCCACCAAGCAGAGGUUCAGGUGUGCAGAUGCAGUGCAACACAUCCCUGACUCAGUCUGGAAAUGGAUUAAUAACAUGUCAGAUGAUGUACAGCUGGAUCCCAAAACAGCCAACCCAGGCCUCAAGCUGUCCGAAGAUGGAAAACGUGUGCAAAUGGGUGUUAUAAUUGAAAGUACCAGCUCAAACUACCCUGUUUUAACUUCUCAAAAAUAUGAUGGGUGGUGGUGUGUCGUGGGGAAGGAGGGCUUCACCUCAGGGAGACACUACUGGGAGGUACAGCUGUCAGGGAAGCAGGACUGGAGGGUAGGAGUGAUCAGAGAGUCUGCCCCACGCAAUGGGUUCGUUGACCUGAACACAAGGACAGGUUACUGGACCCUGCGGCUGCAGAAUAGUCACUUCAGAGCCCUCACUUUGCCGGCCACCAUCCUCUCAGUGAAACUGGUUCCCUCCAGGCUUGGAGUCUACCUGGACAUUGAGGAAGGGCAGCUCUCCUUUUACAAUGUGGAGAGAAGAAGUCACAUCUACACUUUCAAUGCGACCUUCACUGAGAAAGUCUAUCCUGUGUUCGGUACAACAGAAACAGGGAUAGACCUAGAAAUAGUUGACACAGGAGGAGAAAAAAGAAUGAGAUCUAAAAAUGUCUAAAUGCCAUAAAGCUCUGAUUGUGUUAGAUUAUGUUUUUGUUCUUAUUUUUUUACAGUAUGAACGUAUAAAAUUUUAAGCCAGAGCAUGUUCUCUCCCACCCUGUAAUCACAAAGGAUUCCACACAGUACCAGAACCCCUGUCUUGUGAACCAACUUUUAGCUGUACCAGCACACUUACUAUUUCAUUUAAAGAGUUUUUAGAUUUGUCUGCAGCCAUCUAAAUUUGCUUUUGGCCUUCAUUUAACUCAGGAAUGGAAUGUUUCAGCUCAGUAAAGUUCACAAAGAUGAUACAGUAUAUAACUCUGCCCACUGUCCCAUUCAUCAGUGCUAAAUCUGCCGUGGGAGCAGCAUUUAAAUUUUAAAUUAUUAGGCAAUGAAUAACAUUAUUUAUAUAGUAUGUAUUCCUAAUCUAUUUGUUGUCCAAAUAUGGACCCAGCCUGUGACACAGGCAACAGAGAACCCAUUUCCCUCACCCUCUCCACUCUGUCCUGGAUCUCAGUGCUUUCAGCCUGUGUGUGUCACAUUUCUUUCUGGUGUUUCACUGGAUGGUGCUGUUUAUGUAAAUGUAUGUAAAUGUUGCACCUUAAUACAGAAAAUAAACAUAUUAUUAAAACAA